CAAUUAUGGGCGAUAAAAUGAUCAGGUUGUGUUUUUUAAUUUUGUUAUCUACGGUGGCAUAUGUAUAUUCAGCUGUGGCGAUAUAUCCUUACAAGCCUAAACCAGCCGAGUUUGCGGAUCAGGAGGGAUGUUACAUAAAAGAUUUGAACUUGGUGUUGCCAUAUAAAACACCAUAUUAUCCAAAAGGGGAAAAAUCUUGUUUACAAUACACAUGUCAAACCAAUAAUCAAACACAAUUAUUUUCAUGUGGUGUACUAGCCUAUCCAGGCAAUUGUCAUUUAGAGUAUGACUACUCCCUUGACUACCCUAAAUGUUGCGGAACACUUGUGUGCGACCCGACUACGACUACGGAGCAACCGACUACAGAACCACCAACCACAGUGACAUCUACCGAAGCGACAUGCGUAACUGUUACUGAGAAACCACCCUCUAAGGGUCCUACACCGCCGAAGUCGCCCGAAACCCCAAAGGCACCCCAAAAACCGAAGACACCCAAAAGUCCAAAGACUCCGGAAAUUCCGAAAAGUCCGAAAACACCAAAAGUGCCGAAAACACUGGGAAAACUAGGACCUAAGAAUCCAGAAGUGGCAGAACCGUCUGAACAUAAGAAAUUUAAAUUGCCUGUAGAAAAAUACGAAUCCUAAAACCAUAUAUUAUUAUACUAUAAUAGGGAGAAUAUAAUUAUUAUUUGCUGGUUACUACUCUUCUUGAAUACAUUCAAUUUCUUCUUUUUUUUACCUUAUCUGGUUUACCUAGAACACAAGGACGAGUAUUAAGGCGGUAACCUUAUCAUCUACAAAAAGUUCUAUCAAAUGUCGAUUAGUUUUGUUUUACAGUAGGUAUCAUUGCUUAGAUGGAGUAUGAAUUCUAGG
Cydia fagiglandana is the source of this 872-nucleotide messenger RNA. RefSeq names its product fibronectin-binding protein A (gene ssp7). NCBI's taxonomy places the organism in Eukaryota, Metazoa, Arthropoda, Insecta, Lepidoptera, Tortricidae. Bases 6 to 644 code for a protein of 212 amino acids. The transcript is spliced from 3 exons. The record is from RefSeq and is a predicted model, not a curated record.